Molecule: messenger RNA, 1056 nt
Organism: Vanessa tameamea
Lineage: Eukaryota; Metazoa; Arthropoda; Insecta; Lepidoptera; Nymphalidae
Product: zinc finger protein 544-like
Exons: 5
Coding region: 214-966 (250 amino acids)
Biological process (GO): regulation of transcription by RNA polymerase II
Cellular component (GO): nucleus
Molecular function (GO): RNA polymerase II cis-regulatory region sequence-specific DNA binding; zinc ion binding; DNA-binding transcription factor activity, RNA polymerase II-specific
Source: RefSeq, a predicted model, not a curated record
UAUUUUUUUAUGAAAACAAAGUUUAGAUAAUAAUUAAGUACUAAGAUAAAACUAUUUGAAACAUAGAUUUUCAAUAUUCAAAAUAAUCAGCAUUCAAGUUACUUUGUUUGAACAUAGGAAUUAAAAAUUAGGUUAUUCACAAUUAUUAACAUUAAAAAAAACAUAUAGAAAGGUUAUUUUGUCUUGUCACAAAUAGUUCUCGAUACAAGAAUUAUGGAGCAACAAAAGACUAGUACAAAAUUCUACGAAAUAUGUAGAUUAUGCUUGGAUGAAAAUGGCCACUGUGAUAUAUUUGACAGAAACGAAUUACAAGAUAACAUUUACCGAUGUAUCGGAGUAAAAGUGUCACUAGUUGAUAGUUUGCCGCAGAAAAUCUGUGCUAAGUGCUUAGAGAUCAUAGAUAGAGCGACUGAAUUACGUAUCAUAGCUAAAAAGAAUGAUAUACAUUUAAAAUCACUUUUCUGCUGUGUAGAAGGUGAUACUUCUAAGGCUUGCCCAGAGGAUUCAGUUAAAACUGUUGAAAGCACUCAUUUCGAAAGAGACAAAAGUUCAAGCCCAGAGCGGAACCUUGUCAUUGAGAAAUUUUUAUCCGUUCGGAAAGAUUUGUUUGAAUCUUCAGUUACUGAGGAAUCAAUAUCAAAGACUGAAGAACAGGUUGACAGCUCUCAGAAUAGAGUUAGUAUAAAGGAUUUUAGAUGUGAAGAUGGCAACAGAGAGUAUAAAUGUAAUAUAUGUUCAAAAAAAUUUAACAAAUGGAAAAAAUUCUACUUACACAAUCGCCUUCACAAUAAAAAUUACGCGUGCCCUUUGAACUUGUGUAAUAAAAAAUUUGCAACGAAAGGUGACUUGGAGAAACAUAUUCGAACUCACACCGGAGAGAAGCCGUACCAGUGCGACAAGUGUGGCAAGGGUUUUGCUCAGCGAGGAACGUUAAAAACGCACAAGGAAACUGUGUGUACCGAAUAAUCCUUAGAGGAAAGUAGAGGAAAGUAUUUUGCUCUACAGUCUGUUUCAAUGGCAGGAACAUAUGGAGAUAAAUAAACACCUUUGACCUUG